AUGGAAAACGAAGGGGAAAAGAAAAAGUUUCCUUCAAGAUACCUACCCCUCCUCCUCCUCCUCCUCCUCAUCAUCAUCAUCAUCAUUUUGAACUUCUGGCGUACUAGUUUACAGGAUCAUAAAAAAAAUACCCCGCUCGUCGAGCCUCAUCCAUCCUCCGAUAGAAUCAUGGCAACCAAUAUUACGUGGCAUGCGGGUCUUACACGUGAAGAGCGUAAUACUCUUCGUGGACAACAGGGCUUCACGAUAUGGCUCACGGGUCUGUCUGCCUCGGGGAAGUCGACAAUCGCUACAGCGCUGGAGCAGCACUUGCUACACAACGGUGUAGCUGCCUACAGAUUGGACGGGGACAAUGUUCGUUUCGGCCUAAACAAAGACCUCGGUUUCUCCGAGAAGGACCGCAACGAGAAUAUUCGCCGCAUAGCUGAAGUAUCCAAGCUGUUUGCAGACGCUUCCACAGUCGCAAUCACCUCUUUUAUCUCCCCAUACGUUGCGGACCGUGCCGCAGCCCGGAGGGUCCACGAAUCAAUCCCCUUCAUCGAGAUUCAUAUCGAUAUCCCCAUUGCGGUCGCCGAAUCUCGCGAUCCCAAGGGACUCUACAAGAAGGCUCGUGCUGGUGAAAUCAAAGAUUUCACUGGGAUUUCUGCGCCAUAUGAAGCGCCCGAGAACCCGGAACUUAGGAUCGAGACAGACAAAGUGAGCGUUGAGGAAGCGGUCAAGAUCAUCGUGGAUUAUCUAGAGGAGAAGGGCCUAUUGAAAUUAGAAAAGAGGACGGUUGUUUGA
This is a messenger RNA of Morchella importuna, 783 nucleotides long. RefSeq lists its product as uncharacterized. NCBI's taxonomy places the organism in Eukaryota, Fungi, Ascomycota, Pezizomycetes, Pezizales, Morchellaceae. The transcript is spliced from 7 exons. The coding region runs from base 1 to 783 and encodes 260 amino acids. Gene Ontology annotation, molecular function: adenylylsulfate kinase activity; ATP binding. The record is from RefSeq and is a predicted model, not a curated record. Gene Ontology annotation, biological process: sulfate assimilation.